AUGAGUGCGACGGCAACUACGACAACGACGAUGACAACAGCAACAGCAGCAGCAGGGAUGGCGGCCGCGACGACAUCGACAUCACAAACAACAGAGGAGCUGACGCCGAGCACGUUAUGCAUGGCAUGCCAGUCAAUCUUCAGAAAUGAUACGAUGCGAAGUGACUCGGGCGAGGUUGCGCACCACGAUCUCGAGGCUCUGGCGGCACGAGCGUCAAAGUGCCAUUUAUGCCUGACUGUGUUCAUGAGCAUCGACCCCGAAGCGUAUCGAAAUUUCAGACGAGGCUCGAGUCAAGAGAGUAUAGGAUUUGCAUGGAUCAGCCCGAUCGCACGAGACCAAGCACGCCUUAAAUUUCGGUAUGUGAGGCCUGGAGGGGUGGAUCGAGAGAGUUCAAACGGAAGCAAUGCGAGUUUGAGUCUGCGCUCGACGCUGGUGGGCGGAGGAGACAAUCCCGUCGAUAAGGGAGAGGCGGUGUUGGUUGUCGAGUUAAUAUUAAUGAAUCCGAAAUAUGCCGUCGAACCAGGCGUGCGCACCAUCGAUGCGCGAAGCAUAAGUACAGCAUCCAGCGAGAGUUUCGAUUUAGCCCGGCAAUGGAUCCAGGACUGCAUGUUCAACCACAUGAGAUGUUCCGUGUCGGAGAUCAACGCCGCAUGGAAACCAACACACCUACUCGACGUCACUGUCCGAGGAGCCAAGGGCGCCCCGGGAGUCAAACUCGUCGACGGCAUGUUUCUGGACCCGUUGAGCGAGUACGUCACGCUCAGUCACUGCUGGGGCUCGUCCAAGCCGAUCCGUCUGCACAAGGGCACGCUCUCGGCACUGCGCCAGGGCGUCAGCGUGUCCAGCCUACCCAAGACGUUCGCCGAGGCGGCCGUGACGACGGAGCGGCUCGGGUUCCGGUACCUCUGGAUCGACGCGCUGUGCAUCAUGCACGACAACGAGGCCGCGGUGCUCAAGGAUAUCAGCCAGAUGCACAAGGUGUACAGCGAGGCGUCGCUCAACAUCGCCGCGACGAGUUCGCGCGGCGACGCCAGCGGACUGAUCUACACGCGCAACGUGACCGCGCUGCACCCGUGCGUCGUCGAGGUCAAGGGCAUGGGCGUCGACGACGGCAUGUACAAGAUCCUCCGGUCCACGCUGUGGCACGACCUGGUCGACUCGAGUCCGCUGAACAAGCGCGCCUGGGCUUUCCAGGAGCGGUGCCUGGCCAAGCGCACGCUGCACUUCACGAGGAACGAGCUGCUCUGGGAGUGCCAACAGAUGUGCUGCAGCGAGGUGUUCCCCAAGGGGCUGCCGGCCAACUCGGGCCCGCCGAGCAGCCGUGAGAACGUCGAGUUCUUCAACAAGCGCAUCCACCACCAGCGGCACGGCAACUGGCACCACCUGGUCAAGAUGUACAGUCCCAAGCGGAUGACGUACAGCACGGACAAACUGCUCGCCAUCGGCGGGCUGGCGAAACAGUACAUGGCCCGCAACCGGCUGCGGGAAGAGGACUACCUGGCCGGGAUGUGGAAGUCGCACUUGCCCCACGCGCUCCUGUGGCGGGUCGAGCACGGUCGCCGGCCGGCCAAGUACAGGGCGCCGACGUGGGCGUGGGCCUCGAUCGACGGCGAGGUCAAGUACCCCGAACCCGCGCAGAACUCUCGGGACACGUGCGUCGAGGUGAUCGACCUGGACAUGCGGUACAAGGCGGACAACUUUGGCCUGGUCGAGGGCGGGAGGAUGAAGGUGCGAGGCUUCAUGGCGCGGGGCCUGUUGAGGCGCACGCACGACUACUGGGGCCAGACUCCUUGCGUGAUCCAGUGCACCAAGGCCCAGGUCGAGCUCGAGUCGGCGAGUUUCGAUGACCGCCUGCCGAAACUGUCCGAGGCGUCGGGCAUGCUGACCGAGAUGCUCGAGGUUUAUCUGUUGCCGGUGAUCGACGUGGUCGACCGCGUCGAAGGUUUGUUGCUCUGUGCCACGAUGAAGAGGGGCGAGUUCAGACGGAUAGGUGCGUUUGACGUGUCGAGGUACGACCAGAUCAAUUGGGACCGGUUCAGGAGUGUGAUGAAGGGAGAGGCCGAGAUGAACAAUUACGAAGAGAGGUUGGACCAUACGAACGGGUAUUGGUUCGCGAGCGAUUACACCUAUACUAUCAAUGUGAUAUAAAGAGAGGUGGAGAUGGGGGGGAG
Messenger RNA from Exophiala oligosperma, 2171 nucleotides. RefSeq lists its product as uncharacterized. NCBI's taxonomy places the organism in Eukaryota, Fungi, Ascomycota, Eurotiomycetes, Chaetothyriales, Herpotrichiellaceae. Bases 1 to 2148 code for a protein of 715 amino acids. The record is from RefSeq and is a predicted model, not a curated record. The transcript is spliced from 2 exons.